GAGCUUGCCACUUGGUUCGGGCGUCGAGUGACGGAAGAGCUUUUUUGACCUCUGCAUUCACGACUUCGACGCAAAUAGUCCCAACGCUAUAAAACAUAUGGGUCAAGACAGAACCUCAAAGACGCAUCAACUCGAUGCUACAAGCCAUUACUGCUAUGCCUGGCAAUCCACUCUACAAAUUCACCCGCAAAUUCGGCAGAAAUUGGGAUGCCGAGACGCGACAUCUUAUCCAUCCUCGUGACGACAACUUCUGCUGCAUCACAUCUGACCAUCCAUCAAAUCAGCCUGUACUCCCUGGCUCAGUAGCCGAUUUCACGGACUGCUCUCCUGAGCAAGCUUACUUCCACCAUCCUACCCGCUCUCUCAAUAAUCACACAACUCAAAGACCAGUCUCUGUGCAUCAUGAACCGAAGAAGACAACAAACACAGCAGAGAAUCGAAGUCGUACGGAAAAGUCGAAAUCGGCAAGCUACACGGACGCAUCUUCAGACCAGUCUAGAAAAGCGAGAUCUAGGUCUGCCGAUAGCAAAGUGAAAGCUUGGCUGAAAGAUGUAUCACUAUCGCGACGAGAGACAUUGAUCUAGCGAAUAUCAUCAUAUAACGGGGUGGAAGGAGGACGGAUUUAUCGCGACGUGUAUGCUUGAUUGAUCGAUCACAUUGCUUUGGCAAUGUUUGUGCAGAGAGUAUGGAAUGACAUGUUAACGCUGGUGUCGAGCAGCCUCGGAGGCAGAGAUGGCGAAGGUAGAGGAAUUUACGACAAGUUUCUGCUACCUUCGCCAUCUCUACCUCGAUAUAGAAGUGGAAUGUAGGCUGGACACAUGAACUCGAAGCUCUUUUGUGCAUUACAUUACGACACAUCGUGCCUAGUCCUCCUACUUGCAUUGCAGUUCACUAACUUACAGAACCUUUCCAUGCAGCUGCAGCCAAAUUCCAUCCAUCGAUUGCCGCUGGUUCAGCAAAAUUUCCUGUCGGUUACAAAACUUGCUUGCAAAUCUAAUCCAAAUCUAUUCGGCCGUUCAAGAUCGAGUCGUAAAGUUCAUUACUCCAGUCGCAUCUACAACAACCAUGCUCCAUGUGGUAUGACGCGUCCUGUACGGUCAACAAUACUAUUCGUAUCGGUAGCAGAAAGGUCCACUGAAGGUGUCCAUGACGUCUUUGAAGACUGGAUCGGCAGCAACGAAGCCAAAUGGAAGCCUGUCGUCGAGUGUCAUCGCUGGACAGUCGGGGACAUCGCAACCGAGCGUGGCAGUUCCUGAGAUUACGUUCUGUCGGCGGUAGAUGUCAAGGUUUUGCCAUACAGUCCAAACGCUGUGACAGGUCAGGACUCAUGUGUGGCACAAAAGCUAUCCAAGGCAGAACUUACUUGUCCACCAUGCCGUGAUGUAAAUAGAAAAGGGGAUCAGCGGGAGAAGAGUGGAAGUCCAUCAUGGAACCACCAGUCUGCCAGUGACCGCCACCGUGGACACCAAACUUGUUUGUAUCGCUGUUGUAGCCUUGCGCGAGCCACUGGAAAUCUUCGACGUAGAUCUGGUUCAGGACAAGCUCGGUCACAUUCUGAUAGGUGUUGUAGCGCCUCGAGAACCACGGGUUGAUAUCACGCUCGAGGCAGCGUGGAUUGUGCUCGAAUGAAGAGUUGACAUUGCUGGUGUUGGGCAAGUCGAGGGGUCCGAGGUUGACAACAUACUUGCUAAACGGUCCCUUCUGCACACAGCCUCCGCCAGUUCCCGGAGGGUAUGUGAUAUCCUGGGCAGCAAGCCAUGUAUCGGCACGACCAGCCACAAAUUUUCCGUUGCUUCCCAUGCUAUACUCAUCACCCGAGAAGAGAGGGCUAUCCUGAGGGGCAUCAAAGUCUUCUGCCCAAUUCCAGUAUGGGAGGGUUCCAGUAUAGCCACACAGCUUCUUCAGGUCCUGCUCCAGAUAGUGAAUGAAAGUACGAUGCCAUGCAAAGAAGUCGGCGGUGUCAUGGAUGUUCAAGGUAUAGUUGAUAUGCGUGGCAACGUAUUCGUCGAAACGAGACUUGACUCCUGGAUAGUCGGCAGCUUGAGCGGAAGUCAUGACCUGCGGCUUCAUUUCUUGCAAACAGAUGACAGCGUCUGUGAAGCUCUUUCGAGUUUCGCGUGACAGAGUACGCCACUCUUUUCUCACAUUGGCAUUGUCGUAUGUGCAUGCCGCAUUUUGUCGAGAGCCAACAUUGGAGCGCAUAGUCUCAUGAGCGAUGUCUGAAAUGUUCCUCCAGGCGGCACCGCUGGAGAGUUGUGAUGUGGUGUAUUGCUUAAUGCUUGGGGCUUGCGCGGCGGCAAGUGCGGCCAGGGUGGCCAGGGAAGUGAAGGUGUUGAAGCGCAUUAUGGUGGUCAAAGGAGGGUAAGAAUGGCAAUGGCAAUUGCAAUGGCAAUGGUCCAAGGUCCAAGAGGAGGUGUUUAUUGGAAGGCAAACGAAGCAGGCUGGCAGAAGGAGGCCAGGCGCAGUGAAAAUGGCGCAGUGAAUGGGAGUGGGUUAGAAAGAGGCGACAUUGUGGGCGUAUGGAGACGAGUGGCGGACGGAAGUGGAAGUGGCGUUUGGACGCUGGAGGUCGAUUGGGUUGUUGGCACGGCUUCCUGCAGCUGCGACAAGGAGUGCAAGGCUAGCCAAGGCCAAGCCACGCCACGCCAAGCUCUUCGAACGCAUCUACCGUCGAUGUAUCUAGGGAGGUCGACGGAAUAG
Molecule: messenger RNA, 2700 nt
Organism: Pseudocercospora fijiensis CIRAD86
Lineage: Eukaryota; Fungi; Ascomycota; Dothideomycetes; Mycosphaerellales; Mycosphaerellaceae
Exons: 4
Coding region: 135-584 (149 amino acids)
Source: RefSeq, a predicted model, not a curated record